Messenger RNA from Pararge aegeria (speckled wood butterfly), 2838 nucleotides. RefSeq names its product xanthine dehydrogenase-like. The transcript has 12 exons. The coding region runs from base 1 to 2838 and encodes 945 amino acids. The record is from RefSeq and is a predicted model, not a curated record. NCBI's taxonomy places the organism in Eukaryota, Metazoa, Arthropoda, Insecta, Lepidoptera, Nymphalidae. Gene Ontology annotation, molecular function: FAD binding; iron ion binding; oxidoreductase activity.
AUGCUGGUAUCUGGAAAUACAGUGAGAGGAGUGGCACCAAGGCUGCAUGAUCCCCGAAUGAUGAUCGAUAUUAGUGGUAUAGAGGAGUUGAAGAGUUGGUACAUUGACCAGAACUUGGUGAUCGGGUCAGGCUGUAGCUUGGCAGAGGUCAUGACCAUCUGUCGUACGGUGUCCGAGAACGACGGCUUCUCUUAUCUCAACGAGAUGGUAGCACAUUUCGACGAAGUAGCUCAUGUGUCCGUUCGAAAUAUAAUGCCGCGAUCCCAGAGUGUCCACGCACUCGUCAACGCCGGCUUCUGCUACAAACUGAACGAUAGCAACAUUGUAGAGGAAUGCAGAAUAACGAUCGGUGCUCUUUCCACGAACUUCACUCGUGCGUACAAGACUGAGCGUUACAUGGUCGGCAAGCCUCUGUUCGACAACGCGACCCUGCAAGGAGCAAUCGACGUGCUUGUCAAUGAGAUGGUCAUAAUAGCGGAUCUCACGGAGCCGCCAGUGGAGUACCGCCGCCAAAUGGCUUUGGGACUCUUUUAUAAGAGUAUUCUUUCAUUUUGUCCAUCCCAAACUGUGGAUAAAUGGUAUCGCUCCGGCGCUCUCAAGCAUAGAGAAACCAGGCCGGUUUCCGAAGGGCAUCAGAUAUACGACACCAAAUCUGAGAUGUGGCCAAUAACCAAACCUAAUCCCAAAUCCGACGGAUUAAUCCAGGCUGCCGGUGAAGCUCAAUACACUGACGAUAUUCCAUUGAUGCCAAAUGAGUUGUUCGCCGCGUUUGUUCUUGCUAAAGUUCCCCUUGGAACUAUCGAGAAAAUUGAUGCUUCAAAGGCUCUGAGUAUACCAGGAGUAGUAGCAUUCUUUUCAGCAAAAGAUAUACCUGGAAAAAACUCUUUCAUACCAGCUCCUAAUUCUUAUAAUCUAGCUGAUGAAGAAUUAUUUUGUGAUGGCGAAGUUAAAUACUUUGAUCAGCCUCUCGGUAUGAUCGUAUGCGACACUCCGACUAUAGCUAAUUACGCGUCAACAAUGGUCGAUGUUACCUACACCAAUGUAAAGAAACCAGUUAUUGACAUCAAUGCUGCUCGGAAGGAUCCAAAACGAGUUAGUGUAUUCCAGUCCGUAAAGGCAAAAACGAAAGGAGAUGAUGUUUAUAAAGUGAUUAAGGGCAAUAACACUGUUUAUGGCCAGUAUCAUUCCACUAUGGAGACUUUGGUUUGUGUAGCUCAUCCAACUGAAGAAGGAUUGACGCUUUACGCCACGACGCAGUGGAUGGAUUUAGUCCAUCAAGCAGCUUCCAGGGCUCUCAAGUUAGAUCAAAACAGAAUCGACGUUAAAGUCCGGCGGAUUGGUGGUGGCUAUGGUAUGAAACUAGGCAGAGCUAACCAAGUUUCAGUGGCCACAGCUCUCGCAGCUCACCUCCUCAACCGCCCCUGUCGCUUGGUCAACCCGCUUACGGUCAACAUGAGAGCUAUGGGCAAACGCAUGCCGUGUUCUCGAGACUUUGAGGUUGGUGUAAAUGAAAAAGGAGUGAUUCAAUACGUUAAUUGUGACUUGUACGGUGACAAUGGCUAUAUUGUAAACGAACCUCUGUUAGCGCUGGGAAUGGAUGUCUAUCACAACUGUUACAACAGGGACUUAUGGAACUACACAGCGUAUAACGUCCUUACUGACACCCCUUCUAACACUUGGUGCCGGUCACCUGGUACUCUAGAAAACAUAGCGAUGGCCGAGUUUAUGAUUGAACGAAUAUCAUGUGAAAUGAAGCUAGACCCGCUUGAAGUACGUAUAGCAAACUUGGGCGAUGACUGUCGCGAUGAAAUACUCGAAAUGACGGAAACCUUAAAAACUAACGCAAGAUAUGCUGAGAGGAAAAUAGCUGUUGAGAAAUUUAACAAGGAGAAUAGAUGGACGAAACGCGGAAUCAGAUUUAGUUUCUUGAGAUGGGAACCAGUUGGUUUUAUGAACCUUGAGGUGACUUUAACAGUGUGUGCAGACGAUGGGUCGGUCAUGCUAACACACGCUGGAAUUGAGAUGGGACAAGGUAUUAAUACAAAAGCAAUCCAAAUUGCGUCGUAUAUACUAAAAAUACCCGUAGACAAAAUUCAGGUAAAGGGUAACGACACUAUAAUCGCACCAAACUGUUCUCCUUCUGGAGGCAGCAUAACCUCUCAAAAUGUUGGAAUCGGGGUGCGAAGGUGUUGCGAGGAACUGCUAAAAAGACUUGAACCUAUCAAAAGUCAGAUGGACAACCCUACUUGGGUGGAGUUGACACAGAAAGCAAUGGCGUCGCAGGUUCAAUUGAAAGUAAGCAGCUAUACUACUUCAUCUGAUAUGAUAAAAUACGACAUUUGUGGCGUGGCCUUGGCUGAAGUAGAAAUUGAUGUUUUGACGGGAGAGUUCCAAAUCAAGAGAACCGACGUCAUUGUGGAUUGUGGUCAAACUAUUAACCCUGAAGUGGACAUUGGACAAAUGGAAGGAGCAUUUUUGAUGGGAUUGGGUUACUGGACAUGUGAGAAAUUAGUUUACAACCCUAGUAAUGGAGAACUAAUGACGAAUCGCACAUGGCUUUACUAUAUACCUCAAAGCCUUGAUAUUCCGCAAGUGUCGACAAUAAUCUGUCAGAAGAAUUCAUAUAGUACGGAGGCUGUUUAUGGAGCAAAAGGAACUGGAGAACCAGCAACGUGCUUGAGCGUGGUUAUUUCCUUCGCCCUAAGGGCCGCGAUGCAGGCUGCACGCAAGGACUGUGGACUUCCAGAUGACGAAUGGUUCCAGAUCGAUGGUCCCCUAACCUUGGACAAGAUUUGCAUGGCAACAGAAACUAAACCGGAAGACUUCAAAAUUUAUUAA